AUGGCAGACCCAAAGCCUGUCGCCGAGAUGACGUCCUCCUUCAACGAGAUGAAAAUCGAUCGCGAGAAUUCAACCUCUGCACCCUCCCCAGCUCUUCCUGCCGCCGCCCAUGCGACCCAGAGCACCGAACACAUCUCGGAACGCGCGGUGCGCAAAGCGAGGGGACGUCGUGGCCUUGCGAAGAUGAUUCAGAACCGCGAGAAAGGACUGAGCGCCGCCGCUAUCCGUACUCCUCGCCCCGAAAUGAACUCACACGAAAAGCGGGAGAACGCGCUCUCCCGUCUAAGCCAGACGAUCAAAAACACUUUCAGCGCCGGCUUCUACUUCGGAAACGCCAGACCCCUCGAAGCAGGUGUUUCUGACAACCUCUGCCGCAGUCUCGGCCUGGAUGGCCUGCAGAGCGACCAAGGCAGUCUUGCAAAAUUUGCUCGCACUCUGAUGAGCGAGGCCAAUAACCUCAAGUACAGCUACAGCAGACAUAGCCAAAACCUCGAUGGACGGCGCAAGGACUUCUUCGUCAAGCUCUCGAAGAGCUUGGUCACCAGGGUCGUCGGCGGAGGAACCUUGCAGAAGAACAUUAGGAAGAACCCGAUUCAUGCCUCGACUUGCGACGUGAUGCUGGAGGCGCUGGUUCAGGCAAGACUCGCCUAUCUUCGCAUGGAUAUCAAAGACGAUGGGGGAACGUCUGGAAGCGCGGAGGGUACCUACACGAGGAAGGCGACGAGCCUCGUCAAGGCUGUGGACGAGUGA
Messenger RNA from Colletotrichum chrysophilum, 750 nucleotides. RefSeq lists its product as uncharacterized. The coding region runs from base 1 to 750 and encodes 249 amino acids. The record is from RefSeq and is a predicted model, not a curated record. NCBI's taxonomy places the organism in Eukaryota, Fungi, Ascomycota, Sordariomycetes, Glomerellales, Glomerellaceae. The transcript is spliced from 2 exons.